Cryptomeria japonica (Japanese cedar) is the source of this 2252-nucleotide messenger RNA. Its product is annotated as PHD finger protein PERSISTENT TAPETAL CELL 1. The record is from RefSeq and is a predicted model, not a curated record. Bases 56 to 1888 code for a protein of 610 amino acids. Lineage: Eukaryota; Viridiplantae; Streptophyta; Pinopsida; Cupressales; Cupressaceae. The transcript has 3 exons.
CUCCCGCUGGAAUUCAUACUACUAGUUGGUGGCGGUGGAGGGAUUCGAUCGCGUAAUGUCGGGGUCGAGUGAUUAUACUGGGAAGAGGAAACGUAGGGAGAAAAUCGGUGGUAAUAGGGUCUUGUAUGGAUUCCAGACGUUCGGAGACCCGGGAUGUCCUUCAGAUUUUGACGGCCCCUUCCGAGACAACAUUCGCCUUUUCUUGCAGAAUUUUUUCCACACAGAGAAUUAUCUUGUCGAUGGAAUGACUGUACGCUCCAUUUCACUCCAGGUCGACGACACUUGUUAUAUUUCUAUGUUCCUCCUUCAGGAAAUGGUAGACACGGCCCUUCGACCUCACUGUAACUAUUGUCGACGCGUAGGGUGGAGCCGCCAUUUGGUAUCAAAAUGUAGGUACCAUUUUAUCAUACCUGCGCAGAGAAGAAGCAACGAGGAUGGAACACAACCCACGAGUGUUUUGGACAUGCAGAGCCAUCUGUUGCAUGGGAUGAUUCACUCCAAUGGUUUUGGGCAUUUGUUGUGUAUUAAUGGGAGAGAGAAGGGGUCCAUGAAUGCCUCCGGAAGAGAAAUUUUGGAUCUCUGGGACCGGAUUUGUGCCAUGCUUAGAGCCAGGAAGGUGAGUGUGGAGGACAUAGCGAAGAAGAAAGGGAUGGAACUGAGGGUGCUACACUGCCUGGCCUACGGGGACACGUGGUUCGGCAGAUGGGGAUUUCAGGUGGGUUCCGGCAUUAGCCAUGAGAGUUUCUCAAAAUCCAUGGAGGAAACUAAGGGAAUCCCAUUGGCCACGUUGCUUCAAGGGUCGCUAAGAAUGGCCUCAGUCGUGGGCACUUAUCAGAAGCUCAGUGCCAACUCAUUGAACACUCUGGGCAACCUCAUGAGCUUCAUGAUGGAGCUCAAGUCCAGCCUUCCUUACAACACUAGCGCUAGAACUAGUCCUAGACCGACCAUAACACAUAUGACGACGCCUUGCCGUUGGUCGCCCAAGAGAGUCGAGCUGGCGACCAGCGUGGUAAUAGAAGCUCUAAGGAUCUGCGGUGCAAAUGGGUGGGUGCCACGUCAGCAGGUCCGAGACGUGGCACGUGGCCGCAUCGGGGACACCGGUCUGCUGGACUUCGUGCUCAAGUCGCUGGGAAACCGUGUCGUGGGACGACACGUGGUACUCAGAGCGAUCAAUCCGGUAACGAAAAUCCUCGAGUACAGCUUGCAGGAGGUACAGUCAGCCGCGGCUGACGUGGACUGCUUAACCAGAGACGCCGUGUGGAGUGACGUGGCAUCUGUGUAUAAAUGUGUGAUGGAAAAGAAGAGCAUUGUGAGAAUGAUUGUGGAGACAAAACAAUUGGUAAAGGAUUACCUGGGUGAGGUGACGCGGAGGGGUUCGUCCAAUCGCUGGGGUUUCGAUGAUGACGAGAUGCUGAGAAUCAUGUGCAGAGUGCGGCUCAUGGACGACCCUCCUUCUGCUGAGUCAGCGCCGCCGGACUUGCUUGUCAUGCCACCUUAUUCAACAAUCGGAGAUUUGAAGAAAGAAGCGGAGAGAGCUCUGAGGGAGACGUACUAUGUGACACGUCAUUUCCACGUGGAAUGUCUCGCUGAUCUGGAGGGAAAGGAUGACGAUCUGUUGUUCGGGCUUGUUGAGUCGGGUUCCUGCGUGGCAGUGAAAGGCAGCGGCAUCGACAUGUCCUCUGAGUUAAGGUACCAAGGGGGAGUGGACACGUGUGUUGUUAAUUGCUUACGUGGCAGCCACGAUGACGAUGGGCACAGAGUGAUUGCCUGCGACUCCUGUGGUUCGUGGCAACAAGCCCGCUGCGCUGGAAUUGCUGACGUGGACUCCGUUUCCCGAUCUGUUCUGUGUAAACGCUGUGCCGUUGGGCUGGUUGGAGCCCUGGUGUAAGUGCACAUACUCAAGUAUGACUGUAUAUUUUGCUCACUGUAAUGGAAUUUUGUGCUCUGUGUAUUUACUAUUCAUGCGAAUUACGCCCUCCCCUUUGAAUAAGGAGUGGCGUGUGUUGCAAGAAAGGUCUGAGUAAAAUAAUAGAUGAAGGUAUGAAAAGGUUGCCAGGUACAACCAGCAUUUCAACGGUUAGUUGGAGGGAUGAAGUCUUUUAUCACAUUCACGCCUUUCGCCUCAGAUGUGUUAAUUAACAGCUAAGAUAUGUCGAGUAUAGAAAAAUGAACAUCUUUGAUAUGUCAAUUGCCUUAGAUUUUGUAUAAAAAAAAUAUAUCUCAUUAUAGGCUGAUCUUAAUCUUUGGCUCAA